Molecule: messenger RNA, 3750 nt
Organism: Pomacea canaliculata
Lineage: Eukaryota; Metazoa; Mollusca; Gastropoda; Architaenioglossa; Ampullariidae
Product: homeobox protein GBX-2-like
Biological process (GO): regulation of transcription by RNA polymerase II; regulation of nervous system development
Cellular component (GO): nucleus
Molecular function (GO): RNA polymerase II transcription regulatory region sequence-specific DNA binding; DNA-binding transcription factor activity, RNA polymerase II-specific
Source: RefSeq, a predicted model, not a curated record
GGGCUAGUUGCAGUAUGGCGCUAAACCUACAAAAUAACAGCCUGCGAGCGGGCAUUUUAUGAGUGAAUAAUUCUCACCCUGGGUAUUGUUCCCUUCUUUCUUCAUUCCUUUCUCCCUCACCCGUCUUGGGUAGCACAGUCAUAAAGUUUGCCACGAGACUGAGCCCUACAGUCUACCUCUCACAUUCAUCCUUCGUCAUUUCCUUACAGCCAAUUUGUACCGUUGAGUGAUUCUUGUCUCCGGCCUUCUCACACACAGGUCGCAGCUGAUUAGCCGCCUCGUACGGGCGGAUGUCGUGCAGUCCACCUCCAUCCCAGGACUAUCAACUGUCGAGAUAAAGAAAAAGAUCGUUACAAGAGUGUCGCUGCGCGAGCAAAAGGCAAAGUUCACUGACGCCAGUUGUUGGAAUAUUAUGACACGAUGGUGUAGGCGCGCUUGCACGCGCGCUCGCACGCACGCACACACACCGUGCACAAUCACUGACGACAGGCAAAGGGCCCUCACCUCAAUUUAGCAUCGCCGCCAUUUCAUCAAUCAUCAUUAUUGCCGCCCCGCUACCCCCUUCCGCCCCCUGCUGUGCCGUGCUUUCAAUUUCGCCGAAGAAUCGCGGGGAGGAGUCAGCCGUCAAUCGCCUGUCACAUGCCCCCGCCACAGGCCCGCCACCAAUUUGAGUCGACCAAUGAGAUGCGGGACGUUCAGCCACGUGACCUGGCCUGAUGGGUUCGGACUGGGGCGGGGUUUGGCGAGGACGCAUGGAAGUGGAGAAGAUGGAUAUCUGCAGGGGGGCUCCUCCCCAUCAGUUAGCGCCCAGUAGCUGGCCAAUGAUCCGAUGUUUAGGCUGUCGCUCUCUCUGUCAGCCUGUCGCCGCGUGAUUGAUGGCAGUCCCACAGAAGGAGGUGGAGGUUCGUUUCCCUCCCUUCCCCUGCCUGCUGUUGGAGCGCGCGGGGUAAAUGAAGCAAGUGGUCGCCCCUUGCUCGCCAUGCGCUGUCCUCACGUCAGCUCCACGGUGUCCAGCACUUGUCUCCACUCACUUCAGCUCAGGUCUGUGGCUAGGACCUUUCGAUGAACCUUGUCCUUCCAGUCCGUCAUCCUCAUCGUGGUCAGCCUUUCAUCACAGCAAAUUGUCAUGAUCAAGGUUUCUUCUUGAGACUAUGAUCUAGUGGCCACCCGAAAACAUGCACCCGUGUUGUUUUUCUGCCAGAGAAACUAAGCUAGUGUGAAGGAAGUGAUUAGAGAACCUGCUGGGACGAGCUUCUGCGACAACAGCUUUGAUCAACAUCCGCCUCAAGAAGUUGACUGAGGUUAGAACUGAGUUUCUCUGUAAUGACACCACACGUCCAGUGGCAAUGUGUCAACAAAGUGAACCGCCACCCGUUGUGGACACUCGCCACCAGAAGUGACGCCAGGAUGUGCACAAUGUCGGACUCAUUACAAAGUCUAACCGUAUUACUAACCUCAAGAAAAACGAACUUUGAGAAAGGGCCUUGCCAUCGAUGUAACGUCACAAUGCACAGGUCCUUGCCCUUUUCCCCCUUUUCCAUCGAUGCUCUUAUGUCGUCACAUCCGGGCACUCGCCAUCCCCCACCGCUGUACUACCCGCCUCCCUACCUGCUGUUUCCGCCGGCAUCUGUGCCCCCGCAUUGCCCUUGACACCUACCUCCGACCCACGGACCCUGUCUGCCAUCGGUCAGGGGUUUCCUCCCGUGACGCAGAUACCCCAGAUCACGUCAGACACGUCGCACAUGACGAGAAGAAUAUGUGCGCAGACGCAGUACCUGCACGGCGUUACCAUGACAACGUCCAGCUCCAGUUUAACGAGAUCGAUUCCUCUUUCUUCGUGCGGUGAUGUAAUGAGGUACGGAGUAGAUGAUGUGCAGACGACACCAAGCAGAGCUGGAGGAGCGGUCGGCGGUACCCGCCAGCAUGACGCACCUAGUCACGUCACCACAGCAGGUCAAGGCGUGACUAGGACCGAUGACAGACCGCUGCUGGACAUUGGAACAAGUGUGUCCACUCUGAGGGGUAACGCCAGUGCCAGCAGACGCCAUAACGGGCUUCCAACACGACCACCGGAUGUCGCGUGUGUCACGUAUUCCAGGAAUUUCUCGCGUGACCACGCGCUAGACACGCGUAUCUCUGGUAACAGUGGUAACGACGAGACAACUAGACUGUUGGGCGACAGAGAUGUCCACAAGCAGCUGGAAAUUACUACCACAGCGUCCUCUCGUGAUGGGAACGACUCCCAGGACAGCGACAUCAGCCACGACGCCAGUCCUGGUCACGUGGUGCAUGCUUGCUCCGUGAGUCCAGUCUCCGAUGCGCGAGACGUCAGCUACACGCGAUCGUCGAGCCCGGAGGAUUGUGGGAAAGAUGGAGGGCGGGAGCUGGCGAGCGUGGUGAAGUCAAGGCGACGUCGCACGGCCUUCACCAGCGAGCAGCUGCUGGAACUGGAGAAGGAGUUCCACAGCAAGAAGUAUCUGUCCCUCACCGAGCGCUCGCACAUCGCGCGUGCACUCAGACUCUCCGAGGUGCAGGUCAAAAUAUGGUUUCAGAACCGGCCCAAGUGGAAGAGGGUGAAGGCCGGGCUGGUGCACGCGAGGUCGGGGCUCGGGGGCACUUCCUGUAGUCAGGGCGAGCAGGGUCACAAACCCAAGAUCGUUGUGCCCAUCCCCGUGCACGUCAACAGGAUCGAUCGCAGCCAGCAUCAGCAGAUGGAGAAGACUCCCCGCCCCACAUCCUGACCUUCCGGGUGCUGACAGUCGGGUGACUGGGAUUCCUUUAUUGACCAUGUGGCAACGUUAGUCAGUGACUUCUACACCUAUUCACUGUGUCAAGACAAGCCGGGGCACCGGAAGGGAAUGCUAGACCAUGGUGUCAUGUGCAUAGGUGUGUCAUGUACAGCAAAUAACCAAGAUUAUUUAUUAUUAUUUUUUGCCAAAACGAAGCAGUUACAUACAGCAACUCCUGUCAUAUUCACUUACACUGUAAACUAAUGAAAAACUGAUCCUUAGAAACUCAUUAUGAUGCUCUUUAGUGCUGUUCACCUCCACUUAUCAAUCACAUGUUGAACCCACCAAACAAUAGAGAAAAACUUUUAGAGACAAUAUUGAAAUAGCUCUCUUUUUAGUUUGAGAAUGAAGUUUUUUAUGUAUUUUAUUAACAUGCUCAUGCAGAAAUUUCUACGUGUACAUGAAAGUUCAGUAGGCGUUCUCGCUACUGGGGUGACUUCAUAGUGAGGGGUGGUGGUAGGGGGGUCACUUUCCGCGAGUUUCCAUUGGCUAAGAUAUGAAGUGUUCAGGUAGAUAACACACUUGACAUGUGACGUUUUCAAAGACAUGUAGACUUACUUUGUUCCAAUUCAAUAAGCAUGCUACAAGUCGUUCCACUCCCAGCAUUCCCUACUCAGUCCUAGAGGUUUAGUCACACAAGUUACCCGUUACCAGACUAUUUUGAAGGAAAAGUCAUUUUCUGCUAUUUUGGUACUUGUGGAUUCAAAGUCGUAGGCUUUAAUGUGUCACAGUAAUUGUAGUAAACAUAAACACAGUGAUAACUUUUAAAAAACAAAAUAUUUGAAGAGUGCUUCCGUCUGAGGACAUGUCUGUGCGUGCCGGUGUGUAAACGAUGGUCAGCUAACGACAGUAGCACAAUCACACAAUAGUUGUGGAGAGAUGUGAUUUGAUGUGAUGUGAUGUGAUGAUCAUUGUCACAAGAUUCUCAUUUGUAAAACUGGCAAUACAAAGAAAAUGGUCA